UGAAAUGUGCAGCAGACAGAGCCUUGACUAGAAGCACAAGCUCCCUGUCGUCCCGAGAGGCGUGGGGACCUCAAUUUACUCAUUUGCAAAAAGAAGAAAGGGGAGCACCGGCCGCUUGUGCCCCUCACUUUAGAGGUGACUGCAGAACUCUCACGUGGACGGCUGGCCCCGUUUCCCGCUACCUAAGGAAGCGGGCUCCUCUUUGCCAGCAGUUGAGAUGGCGCCUGCGGCGUCAACGCGAGGCGCAUGCGCCUUGGAGGGAGAGGCUGGCCGCGCAGGGCGGAACGCGGCUCCUCCUUCCUCCCCGCCCUGCCCCGUUUCCGGCGGAAGCGGCCUCAACAAGAGAAACUUUAUUGUUCCCGUUGGGGCGGCGAGGAUGUCGGUGAAUUACGCGGCGGGACUGUCGCCGUACGCGGACAAGGGCAAGUGUGGCCUCCCCGAGAUCUUCGACCCCCCGGAGGAGUUGGAGCGGAAGGUGCGGGAGCUGGCGCAGCUGGUCUGGCAGUCCUCCAAUGUGGUGUUCCACACGGGGGCCGGCAUCAGCACCGCCUCGGGCAUCCCCGACUUCAGGGGCCCCCACGGCGUCUGGACGAUGGAGGAGCGGGGCCUGGCCCCCAAAUUCGACACCACCUUCGAGAGCGCGCGGCCCACGAAGACCCACAUGGCACUGGUGCAGCUCGAGCGCGUGGGCCUCCUGUGCUUCCUGGUCAGCCAGAACGUGGACGGGCUGCACGUGCGCUCCGGCUUCCCCAGGGACAAGCUGGCGGAGCUUCACGGAAACAUGUUCGUGGAGGAAUGCGCCAAGUGUAAGACGCAGUAUGUCCGGGACACCGUCGUGGGCAGUAUGGGCCUCAAGGCCACGGGCCGGCUCUGCACCGUGGCCAAGGCCAGGGGGCUGCGUGCUUGCAGGGGCGAGCUGAAGGACACCGUCCUGGACUGGGAAGACGCCCUGCCUGACCGGGACCUCACCCUCGCCGACGAGGCCAGCAGGAACGCAGACCUGUCCAUCACUCUGGGCACCUCCCUGCAAAUCCGGCCCAGCGGGAACCUCCCACUCGCCACCAAGCGCCGAGGAGGUCGACUGGUCAUUGUCAACCUUCAGCCCACCAAGCACGACCGCCACGCCGACCUGCGUAUCCAUGGCUACGUGGAUGAGGUCAUGACCAGGCUCAUGGAGCACCUGGGCCUGGAGAUCCCCACCUGGGACGGCCCUCGAGUGCUGGAGAGGGCGCUGCCCCCCCUGCCUCGCCCGCCUGCCCCCAAGCUGGAGCCCAAGGAGGAGGCCCCCACCCAGCUCAAUGGCCCGGCACCCGCCAGCCCCAAGCCGGACCCCUCCGCCGAGCCCUGUACCCAGCACAACGGCUCUGGGCCUACCAGCCCCAAGAGGGAGCCGCUGGACAGUCCUGCACCCCACAGGCCCCCCAAGAGGGUGAAGGCCGAAGCGGUUCCCAGCUGACCAGGGGGCCCGGGGAGGGUGGGGCUUUUUGUAGAGACCAUGAGUCAUCUUUUCUUACUGUUCUCACUUUGUUACUUUCACCUGCCCUUGCGGGUGGGGGGCAACCUCAGGGUGCUGAGAGCUGGGCUCCAGGCCCCAGGGCAGGCCCACCCCCCACUGCCUGUCUCUUUAUGUUGAGGGGCCUGUGGUGUGGGCCUGGGGAGGAGCAUUUUCACCCUGGACGCUGACCUUGGAGCUGACCCCAGGCACCUGCUCGUCCCUGUGCCCCAGCCCCUGACUCAGGAUGCUCUGGGGAGGUGUGGCCAGGCCCUCCCUAGUUCCCAGCCUAAGCAAGAGUUAACUCCCUCUGCCCUCACACUCCCCAUCCCCUGCCUGCCCCAAAUCGCCUUCAUGAUCCCUCCGGGAGGUAAGGGGGGGCAGAGCCACCUUUUCGGAGCCAGACUUCUUGGGGGCACAGACAAUAGAGGCUUGCACUGCCUUUGGGGCUAGAGGGAGAGAGAGGCGUGUUCACCUGGUUCCUCCAGACUUCCAGAAAAGUCUUCAAUGCAAUAAAAGCAGAAAUUCUUGCA
This is a messenger RNA of Leopardus geoffroyi (Geoffroy's cat), 2025 nucleotides long. It is a transcript of the gene SIRT6, whose product is annotated as sirtuin 6. Bases 218 to 1456 code for a protein of 412 amino acids. NCBI's taxonomy places the organism in Eukaryota, Metazoa, Chordata, Mammalia, Carnivora, Felidae. The transcript has 8 exons. Gene Ontology annotation, molecular function: NAD+ binding. The record is from RefSeq and is a predicted model, not a curated record.